UACGACCACAAGUGCGCCAGUGCCGCAGUGGUGCACCACAGAAGUCAUUUUUAGCUCUGCCCUGCCGGCUUGGGAAGUACGGGUGUCCGGUGUGUCGGCAUGUUCCGCCUGUGCGUCCGCUGAUUGCCCGCCUAGCGCCUGUCGACAGGCGAUCUUCACCACCACUAGGCACCACCGACGGAAAUAUAGAAUUUAAAUAAUAAUAGUAACACUAUUGCAUGUAUCGAGAGCGAAGAAGCUCCGGCGGAUUGCUGUUCUCUCACGAAGUCUGACAACAAGUCAACAGCCUACUACUUCCGGCAGUUACCGAGUCAGUGCGAUAGAUUUACGUCGCAUAAAUCGGACAUGGAAGGACUGCCGUUGCUCAUGCUACUCAGAUAGCACUGCAGGAUCGACAGCGAAGAAAGCCAGAGAAGCCGUUACUUGGCGCAAGAAUGGGCCACCUCGCUGUGCUGAUAGCGGCGACGGCUGGAGGCAUCGCGGCAUUUGCAGUUUUCAUCAUUUUCCUCUGCUGUUGGCGGCGGAGGGAGAAUGCUCAGCUUGCCAAGCAUCCGAAGUUUGCACGCAAGGCUCGUCGGAGGAUGGUGGCGCCGCCCGUUCCAGUUCUAAGCUUAGAAACGUCCCCAGUAACUCAUAUUGAUCACACUAGCACCGCAGCAGCGGGCUACGUCCAGGGUGACAUGCAACGAGGCGGCCCGAAAUCGGCAGGAUCUCCUCACCGUCGUCCACAGCUGUCGUCGUCACUGGAGCAGCAAAACGGCCUGUCCUCACGUCCGCUAUCCCGAGAGGGGCAGACGAGCGGAGAGAGCGUUUCCUCUCCACCACCUCUUCCUCAGCGAGGACGGAGAUUGUCGUCGUCCGAAACGCUCACGGGCCCUGCCUCCGCUGUGUAUCCUAAGCCACAAGCCGAGUCGCUGGCUGAAAGGCGACAAGCGUACCAACAACUGAAGCCGGUCUAUACGAAAUCGUUUACAAGCACGCCGGCAAAGCUAUCCAGGUCGCACAGCGAUGAGUGCCCGUCUACGCACCGCGAGGCCUCGCUGUCACCUUUCGCACGUCGACGCUACUUUUCAGAGGGGAUCACUGAAGAGAGCGUAGACGAGCUCAGCAAAUCAGUCGACCUCUCCGCCGAUCACUCGCCGGGGAGAUCACCCGAUCGGCAAAUAGACACGCCUGAUCCUGAGCCGGAGGACAGUAGGCUCAAAGGACAUCUUCAAUUCAGCCUCGAGUUCAUGUAUGAUGUGGGAUGCCUGCGCUUUCGGCCGCUUCGGUUAAAGAACGUCCAAGAACACAGUCUCCUCUCCACCACGGUGGAUACAUUCCUGAAAGCUACCCUGCUGAGAACCAAUGAACUACCGGCAGAUGGCAAGCUGCACAUAUCCAAAUUUGGACAGCUGUGGAAGAGCGGAGUGCACUCGAAGGAGAGCAACCCAACGUUUGAUGACGGCGAUUACAGUGACUUUCCGUGCGCCAUGGGCCGCUUGGCGACGAUGGGUCUUCUCGUCCUGGUGUACACGCAUGACAUGCUGGUCAGAGACUCGCUCCUCGGCCAUAUCUGGAUGCCGCUCGAGAAGGUCAACGUCACCGGCGCAAUGCCGAUCUGGCGGCCGAUAGAGAAAGGCUCGCGGAUAUUCUCCAAUCAGGGCGCCUUGCAACAUGGCAUCAUCCAAUUCUCUCUGCAGUACGAGGCCGCGGGCGAUCGACUGACGGUCGUAGUCCUCAAAGCAUCUGGCCUGACCGCCGACAGCACUGACUACACGGCAAGCAUCGACCCGUACGUGACACUGACGUUGCUGCGUCACGGCCGCAGAGUCACGCGCAAAGACACGCCGUCGCAGAAGAGCACCUCGCAGCCGGUGUUCAACGUGUCGGUGCGCUUUGACGGCGCCACCACGGCGGGCGUGAUCGCCGCCGGCACCAUCCACGAGUGCAGCCUGCUGGUGUCGGUGCGCGACAAGACGCGGCUUCGCUCCGACACGGUGCUGGGCGCCGCUCUAGUCGGCAACCUUGCCCGCGACGAGGGCGGCAAUGAGCACUGGCAGGCAAUGCUGACUGCGACGGGAUCGCCAGUCGUGCGCUGGCACACUCUGGGAGCCAAGCCCAGCCGUAGAAUACUCAGUGCUGCUCAUAGCAACACGCAAUGAUGAUCGUGCACUGCUUGCGCAAUGCCACUGAUGUGCUGUGCUCAAUGCGCGGAUCUGGUGAACAUCUUAUGUCGAUACAGUGGUCCCUCUAUAAUCCGGCACCAUUUGUGCCACGAAAAUCUGCUGGAUUAGGGAGGGUGCUGGAUUAACAAAUCUGAUUUACUGCUGCAAUGUGCAUGAAGAGGACAUUUUGGCUACUGAAAAUUGCUGGUUUAUCGAGGGUGCUGGAUUAUAAAGUGCCGGAUUAGAGAGGGACGACUGUACAUGUAUUGUGAAAUUGAGAAGAUGGAGCAUGAUUGCGCUCCAUAUGAGAUGAAUUUCUAGCUAGAAUUAUUAUAAUAAUGCGAUUUCAACUUUCUACUGUCUGACACUCAUCGCUGUGCAUUCUCACCCAUAUACACUAUCAAAUACAUAUACAAGUACCAUAAUUAUAUUAUACACCCGUUGCAAGAGAAGCACGCAAAUCAGCAAAUGCACUGGAUAUGCACCCACAAAUUUUCUCUGAUAGCAAUGCCGAUAGCGGACAUCUGCAUGUACUGAGAAUGGCAUACUUGUACACUCAUGCACGAGCACACACGUACACGCACACGUGCGUGCGAGCGAACACACACACACACAUACGCACACGUACAUGGAUGCAAGCAUGUAUCCAUAUGAGCUGACCUGCACCCCGCUUAGUUUGAGUCAAGGCCUGCUAACAUUUGAGAUAUUUCUGGUGCGUUUACGAGACCACAAAAUUAUUUGAAUUGGUCUUCUCGUGCCUUCCAAACAUGUGUAAUUCUGAACUUGAGUUUUUACAUGUACAUUUGAAAACUGAAAUUAGUUCGUACAAGUAGA
Molecule: messenger RNA, 2981 nt
Organism: Sycon ciliatum
Lineage: Eukaryota; Metazoa; Porifera; Calcarea; Leucosolenida; Sycettidae
Product: synaptotagmin-6-like
Exons: 4
Coding region: 435-2144 (569 amino acids)
Biological process (GO): regulation of calcium ion-dependent exocytosis; regulation of dopamine secretion; calcium-ion regulated exocytosis
Cellular component (GO): exocytic vesicle; plasma membrane
Molecular function (GO): calcium-dependent phospholipid binding; SNARE binding; phosphatidylserine binding
Source: RefSeq, a predicted model, not a curated record